UGUGAAUGUUUUAUUCCGUACAAAACAUCGUUAUUUUUUAUAUAAUGUCUUGAGCAGUUUCUCUUCGAAACAGCCUUAUUUCCAGUCUUUUCUAUGCUCCCCAAACAUAAACAGAUCGUAAAUUUUUCAAUUAUUUUUUAUAUCUUUUGUCUCGACGUUUAACGAGUAGAAAGUCAAGUCCGUCGGUCGUUAAUUACAGGACGGCUUAAGCCCGAUCCUCCUCGCGGGGACGGCCGUCCUCGCCGUCCUUCUGUCCUCCGGGUAAUUGUGGGUGAGCGGCCCCCCUUGUCCUAGAUUCCUCCAGGCACGACUGCUCAUUACAAAGAUCGGACUGUAUCAGGAGGACAAGGAGAAGUGAAAACUCGCCCACUCUCACUCACGUCUCAACGAAAGUGUGAGUUGCUCUCCUCCCUUCCUGGGCUCAACAUGGCACCUCCAAACUGACUCCUAAAAUGUUAUUUCCUUCCGCCGUCUUCUCCCUUGUCGUCGCCGUCCACUCCUAUCGAGAUAUCCAAUGGCACUCGGAUUUCGAGGUCUGUGGGGUAAGUAACUUCGUGAACUACAGGCAGCCCAGGGGGAACUCGACAUCGCCCAGGAUCGUCAACGGGAAGCCGAGCCGGAGUGGUUCUUGGCCAUGGCAGGUGUCAUUGCAAGUGCUUCAUCCGAAAUACGGCCUCAUCAGCCAUUGGUGCGGAGGCGUGCUCAUCGACCCGCACUGGGUCUUGACGGCGGCCCAUUGCAUCGACAAGUACGUCCGAACCGAUAUUUUCAACCUGCCCCUGCCGGCACUAUGGACCGCCGUCCUCGGUGACUGGGAUAGGGAGGUGGAGGAAAAGACGGAGCUGAGGAUCCAAGUGGAGGAAAUACUUAUUCACAACGCUUUCAAAAAUUACGAUAAUGACAUUGCAUUAAUGCGCCUUUCAAAGAGAGUAAGCAUGGAGAAGGGAGUGAGGUCGGUCUGCCUUGGAAGCAGGCUGGACGUAGAACAACUCUGCACUGCUACUGGCUGGGGAAGGGCAACCCAAGCAGGACCUCUAUCUUCGACACUGCGGCAGAUAAAAGUGCCUCUGCACAGCAACAAACUGUGCCAAGAAAAAUAUGGACCUGCUGUCAACAUCCAAGAGGGGCACUUGUGUGCUGGAAAGUUGGACGGGUCAACCGGUGCCUGUAUUGGUGAUUCUGGUGGGCCGUUGCAGUGCAGCAAGAACGGAAAAUGGUUCUUGGUCGGGAUCACGUCGUUUGGCUCCGGUUGCGCCAAGCCGGGUUUUCCUGACGUUUACACAAGACUGUCUUUUUACCUUCCUUGGAUUCAAGAACAAAUCACAUCUAACACUGUUCACUAAUUUCAACGUUUAAAAACAUUUUGUGAUACUGUUAAUGAAAAUUAAAAAAAAAAAAAAACACUUUCAG
This is a messenger RNA of Cimex lectularius (bed bug), 1410 nucleotides long. RefSeq names its product plasma kallikrein-like. Lineage: Eukaryota; Metazoa; Arthropoda; Insecta; Hemiptera; Cimicidae. The record is from RefSeq and is a predicted model, not a curated record. The transcript is spliced from 6 exons. The coding region runs from base 453 to 1343 and encodes 296 amino acids. Gene Ontology annotation, molecular function: serine-type endopeptidase activity. Gene Ontology annotation, biological process: proteolysis.